GUGGGGGCAACUGCAAUCGGGGCGUCGACUACAUCAACUGGACCGGAAGAUCGGGGUGCCGCUGGUCAUACGCCUAAGACGGACGCAGUAAAACAAGCGGGAUUCGCACCUCAGCAGGGGGUUAUCGCUUUUGUAUCACUCGUGUUGGGCCCGCUGUCGUCAACUACCAAGGCGGGUGGUGAAAGAAGAACUGGCAACGUCAGCCAUGUCACAUCACCUCAAGGGGAGAGCGUGAAUUUCCUUUGAUGAAACAAAAUGAAAGCCGUCUUUCUGAAUUAAGUAGUCCUUUAUAAAACCCUCUUGGACCACAAACAGACGUACCUACGUGUUUCUCUUUAAUAAAAAUAAUUCCUUUCUCCAUUCAUAGCUAGCAUAGAUACCGGCGUUCCCUGCCUCGAUGUUGUCCCAAGAAAUUCAAAUUUGUCGUGGAAGUGAAAAACUUAGGUAUCGCAAAAAGGAGGG
Amoebophrya sp. A25 is the source of this 462-nucleotide messenger RNA. The record is from the annotation of a GenBank genome assembly. NCBI's taxonomy places the organism in Eukaryota, Dinophyceae, Syndiniales, Amoebophryaceae.